Messenger RNA from Pseudonaja textilis, 1917 nucleotides. The record is from RefSeq and is a predicted model, not a curated record. NCBI's taxonomy places the organism in Eukaryota, Metazoa, Chordata, Lepidosauria, Squamata, Elapidae.
AUGCUGCUUUCUCGAAGAAGCCUCCACAAUGCCCCCUGUGUGAUCUCUUUGUUUCCAAACAGCCUUGGAAAAUGCCAGUGCAAAGCUGGAGCCACGGGGAUCAAAUGUGCCCAGUGCCAGGAAGGCUUCUCCAAGUUCAACGGGACCUCCUGCGCGCCAUGCCGGUGCAACAAUCAUUCUUUGCAGUGUGAUCCUUUGACAGGCGCUUGCCUUCAUUGCCAUGGAAACACCGAAGGCCCUUACUGUGAGAAUUGCAAAGGACGUUUUUAUCGCAACCACUCCGAGCAGCACGAGUGUCUCCGUUGCCCUUGCUCCACAGAAUCGUCCAGCGGCAGCUGUCAGAUAAAGCCUGGUCAACAAACUCCAACCUGUGUCGAGUGUCGUCCUGGCUACAUCGGCCCCCUCUGCAAUGAAUGCGACAAGGGCUACUACAGCUCGGACAGCAUCUGCCUGAAAUGCCAAUGCAAUGGGAACGUUGACCCAGCCCUUUCGCCGAGAGUCUGCAAGGCGGAUACGGGCGAAUGCAUCGGUUGCCUCUACCACACAGCCGGGGUCCAUUGUGAGGCGUGCCAAGAAGGCUACGCCAAACAUUUGGAAGGAGGAAACUGCACUAAGGAAGAAUAUACUCCGUCCCCAAGGCUCAUCCCCACAACUCCAAACUUCAAUGCGUCCACUGUCUCGCUUACCUUGGCCUUCAACGCCACAUCGGGCCAGCCGACGGUACAGACGGCCUUCCCAAGCCCGUCUUCCGAGAACAGCACGUCGACGUUGGCCGACGUCUCCUGGGCCCAAUUCAACAUCAUCAUCCUCACCGUCAUCAUCAUUCUGGUCGUUCUGCUGAUGGGCUUUGUGGGAGCCGUCUACACGUACCGCGAGUACCAGAACCGGAAGCUGAACGCUCCUUUCUGGACCAUUGAACUGAAAGAGGACAACAUCAGCUUCAGCAGCUACCACGACAGCAUCCCCAACGCGGACAUCUCCGGCUUGUUAGAAGAUGACGCCAACGAAGUGGCGCCCAACGGACAGUUGACCCUGGCGACGCCGAUGCAUAACUACAAAGCAUGACGAGUCCAGGCAAGGACGGAUGUCAAACUCUUUUUUUUUUCCGCCUUUUUAAAAACUUGGAAUGAAUCCGUGCCAGGACGCUUUGGAUGGUCCCUGUGUUUCAUCCAGAAGGAACCAGCUUUUCCUUUUCCUGGAUUGGCCCAAGCUUCAGUUGUCACUUGUCCAAACCAAGACGAGCGUCGGACAAUGACCGAGACGAGUGAAAUGAAAAUUACGGGAUUGGAUUCAGCUCGGCCUUUCCAAUGCCACAAGAGGGUAUUUGCCUGUAUUUUUUUUAAAGAAGCAGCAGCUUGAAAAAAAAAAAAUAUAUAUAUAUAUAUAUUUUUGUAUAUGGGAUCCUGGGAGAAGUCAACUCAGAAAUCAUCUCACAGCCAGUCACGGAAAACCCAGGCGGACCCUGGAAACGGAGUUUUUAAGCGCUUGUUGGAAAAGGAGGACAAGCGGUUUUGGAAAAGAAGAAUCCGAAAUGUUUCUGGGUCCGAGUUUUGCUAUUUAAAAACGAAAACAAACAAAAACGAUUGAUGGAUCCAGACAGAAUAACAGUGACCAAAGUUUUGCGGAACUCCUUCGUUCUCCUCUCUUUAUUUGUGAGAAAGGGACCUUAGGCGUCCUCUUUCCAUCCUUUUGUGAAUAGGCGCUCCCAAGCUAGUAACGUUAUUUAAAAGGUAAACGUGGCCUCUUUGUUUUCCCUACCUUGCUUCGACCAGGAUUCCUUUUCCCAGAUAGGAAGCAUGAAAGCUGAGCUCAAAUAUUUUAUUCCUGAACUAUUCGGAGCAGAAACGGUGUGGAUAACAGAAGGUGAACAGAGAUUUCCUUCCGCUGCGUUUGUAACUAUUUGUACAAAAAAAAAAA